Molecule: messenger RNA, 1638 nt
Organism: Erigeron canadensis
Lineage: Eukaryota; Viridiplantae; Streptophyta; Magnoliopsida; Asterales; Asteraceae
Product: protein MODIFIER OF SNC1 11
Exons: 5
Coding region: 76-669 (197 amino acids)
Biological process (GO): poly(A)+ mRNA export from nucleus
Cellular component (GO): nucleus
Source: RefSeq, a predicted model, not a curated record
AUUAGGGCACGUAAAAUCAUCACUCAUUACCUUUCUCUCUGAAACACCCUUAAAAUUCAAUCACUCUGAAACUUAAUGGCGACGGCAGCAGCGGCAUCCAAUGCGACGGCGACUCAGACUGACGACCAUCCUACGAAGACUGUAGACUUGACAACAACUACAACAACAAACGUCGUUUCGACCGAGAAACCACCGGUUCUAUCCACCGACGUCAAAGACGGCGACACAAAUCUGAAAAGUGAAGAUCCGGCAGCGACUAAUAACAGUAAUAAAGUAGACGGUGACUCUAUUAUUCAGAGGAAGAUUCGCCGUGCUGAGCGGUUCGGUAUGCCUGUUCAGCUUUCUGAAGAAGAAAAACGCAAUUCUCGUGCUGAAAGGUUUGGUACCACACCUGGCUCACUAGGAUCAGAUGCCACAAAGAAAGCUGAGGAGUUGAAAAGGAAGGCUAGAGCAGAGAGAUUUGGUAUCACGAAAUCAACGCCAGCAGAGGAAGCUGAGAAAAAGAAGGCAAGACUUUCCAGGUUCGGAUCGGCUUCAAGUGCUAGUGCUAAUCCUGCUGAAGAGGAGAAAAAGAAAGCAAGGGCACUCAGAUUUUCAGGAACACCUAAUGUGAAUGGAAAACUUGAACCGAAGGCAACGAUUGCUGGAAAAGCAGGUGGCCAGGCUUGAGGGCCUGCACCUUGUUUUUUGCUUUUUCGUUGAAGCUAUUGAUCUUUUGAUACUCAAACAACUCGUAAAGAUACCCAUAAUAUUCGUCCUCCUGACUAGAAGUUUUGUUGACUUUGUAGUUUGUGCUUCCUCUCAUAUUAGGUGCAGUAAGUAAUGGUAAAGCUGGUGUGCCCUGACUUAAUUAAUAGCAAUCUCUCUAAUGUGACCCAAAAUAUAAGUUAUUAUUCUAGUUAUGAAAUAGUCAAAAUGGUGCUAGAUGAUAGCAGAUUAGCAGAAUAUGACUAAGCCAGAACCUGCAGUAUUUAGGUUGCAUUUCAUUUCUAGUUUGCAUCAUCAUCCAUGCUAUGCUCACACCCGUUUAGUUUUUCUACUUUAUUUUAGUUAUAAAUUUCGGUACAGUCGAGUCAAAAAAGCUUUAUCCUAAUAUAUAAAAAAGCUAUCGUAAUUGUCCGUCUAGCAUCAUUAUGUCCAUGAUUUAUUUGGUGAAAUGGUUACAUAUCUUGAGAUAAUGUGAUUUUAUAUAUUGAGGUAUCGUUUGCUGUUCUAUGUAUUGGCGCGUCUUCAGGUAAUGAUAAUUUUAUAACUGGGCUGCAUCUUAUUUACACCAAAAAUCAUGGUCAUUUGAUGUUAGAAUGGAAUUUUUCUAUGAUUCAAGAAUCACUUAUAUUGAGGUCAACUUUGUUUUAUUUGAUAUUCUACUAUAAAGUUAGAACAAACUGAUCUUAGAGAAGUUAUCUGAAAAUUUGCUAGGUUGUGUUGAAUCCUUUUAUUUGUAGUUUAGCAGUUAUAGGUGACAUGCUGGCAGGAGAUUGUUGUUAGUUUUGUUGGGGCUACUAGCAUUAUUCUGAGAGGACCUUAUGUUUUUGUUUUUUUGUUAUGUAAUGGAAAAGCUGAAUAGUAGAUAGGAAGGUGGGUGUAAAACUUAUGAAUUAUCAUGGAAUGAACAAGGUUGUUUAAGACUUAUUAUUA